Aedes aegypti (yellow fever mosquito) is the source of this 1622-nucleotide messenger RNA. Its product is annotated as leucine-rich repeats and immunoglobulin-like domains protein sma-10. The coding region runs from base 273 to 1394 and encodes 373 amino acids. Gene Ontology annotation, molecular function: protein binding. NCBI's taxonomy places the organism in Eukaryota, Metazoa, Arthropoda, Insecta, Diptera, Culicidae. The record is from RefSeq and is a predicted model, not a curated record. The transcript has 2 exons.
UUGAUCACAAUCGUUCGGGCUCGAGGAGAUCAUUAGCAUUGUGUUGGGAUAGAAUCACACUAUCAGCGUCUACAGUCGCUUAGAUUACAAAACACAUCGAUCACUCGUGCUGCAAUUUCCCACUGGCAAAGUGCAUGCCCUGCUCUUAGUUAUGGUUGUGAUUUUUGCAAGUCUAGUGUGCUGCUGGUUGUACCACUCAAAAUGAAAGGCCUUCCGUUUAUUGGUUUUCUCAUAUUUAUACAAUUGUUAAUUGCCCUCGCCAAGUUAUACCCAUGCGAUCGAAAGCAAAUCGGUUCCACGUGCUAUGUGCUAAACAUAUCGAAUCGGAAGAGAGCCUCGCAACUGUCAUGUUCGAAGAGGCCCGUCGUUUGGUAAUCGAGCACAGCAACAUUCCCACAUUCUCGGAGAUUCUGUUUCACAACUUGCCGGACGUGGAGGCCAUCACCUUGAAAGGAGGCAAUAUCACCACAAUCAUUUUCAGCUCAGAUACAUUGAGCACACUCCGUAUAGAUAAAACUGGCCUGCAACACUUGAACAUUACACCGGGGCCCAACCACAGUUUGAACACCUUGCUGAUCAACCGCAACUUCAUCACAACUCUACCGAAAUCCAUCCGCUAUCUGUAUGCCCUUUCGAUUCUGGAUCUCUCGCAGAACCGAAUCGAGUACAUCAACCUGAAUUGGUUUCAGCAAAUGGAAAACCUGUUGGUUCUGGAUUUGUCAUGGAACCACAUCGCACAAAUGGACGCCAGUUCCGAGCUUCGUCUGGGUCGACUGAAGAGCUUCUUCGUCAGCUACAAUCAUCUGUCACAAAUCCCUUGGUUCCCGAUUGGAUUCCCAAAAUUGGAACGAAUUCGACUCUCGGACAACUACUGGAACUGUCCGUGGGUGGCAUCGGUGAGGAAGCAGAUCUGGGACCGCAGAAUCCGACUGUUCGACUCGGACAGUGCCUGCAGCGAACACAGCGAAGGUGGACUGUGCUGUUACGAUCGGGUUCCGGUGGACGUUCCCGCUCGAUACGAGCUGAUCGAAAUCGAGUUCCAGGAACAGGCCGAUGGAGUUGGAUUGGAGUUCAAGAAGGUGACUUCCGAGCCUCCACCACUAAUGAUGGCAGAACAAUCGGAUGCUGGGUCGGAGCGAAGGACAUGUGAUGAAUUGAGGGAAAGAGUUCGUGGAUUGAAGCGGGAAAAGUUGGCGUUGGUGAAGGAGAAGUCCGAAAUGGAGCAACAGUACUCGAAGAAGGUUGCUGCUAUGCAGGAGACUUUGAGAAGCGUACGAGAAGACUUGGAGGCUGCGGAACAGGAGGUUACGAGAUAUAGGUAUAAGGAAAGAAUGGACUUGAUUGAAAGGACUGCCAAAAUAAAUGUGGAAACCGGGGCGAUUGGAGUUUCUUGAAAUAGUAGUGAGUAGGAAGUUGCUUGACAGACGAUUUGAAUCAGUAAGAUAGUUUCAACUAUGUAAUUUCUUAAAUAGAAUUCAACCCACGCAUUGGAGCUCUAUGUGAAAUUUAGUAUAAAGAAAUCAAUUGAGAGCUUUACUAUUUUAAACCUCUUUUUACAACGACUUUGUUGAACUAUUUCUUUACGAAUGAGCGUUGUUACAAAAUAGACUUGAACAAACAAA